CAUGGAUGGGUGACACAGACAGGCAGCGUUUUAGUUUUGACGGUGUUUUGUGGACGGUACAUUGUGGAGGGACAACAGAGAAAGGCACCGACACACCAAGAUGUUCCCGCUUGUCCGAUUGUGGCUUCUCCUCCUGUUUCUUCACACACUGACACUUGCUGCUCUCGCGAGAAGAGGGAGGAGAAAUGUCCUCUUCAUCAUGGCAGAUGACCUGAGGCCAUCACUGGGCUGCUAUGGGGACUCUGUUGUGAAGUCACCAAACAUUGACCAGCUGGCAUCCAAAAGCCAAGUUUUCCUCAACACAUAUGCCCAGCAAGCUUUGUGUGCUCCCAGUCGUGCCUCUAUGUUAACUAGCCGCAGGCCCGACACAACCAGAGUCUACGACUUCAACUCCUACUGGAGAGAUCAGUCUGGAAACUACACCACUCUGCCUCAGUACUUCAAAUCUAGUGGGUACUUCACCGCGUCUGUGGGCAAGAUUUUUCACCCAGGUAUCUCCUCCAACUUCUCGGAUGACUACCCUUACAGCUGGUCCAUCCCUGCCUAUCAUCCACCAUCAUUUCACUAUGAGAAAAAAAAGUUAUGUAAAGGCGAAGAUGGUAAACUCCACGUCAACUUACUGUGUGCAGUGAAUGUGACGGAGCAGCCUGGGGGAACCCUCCCAGAUCUGGAGAGCACAGAGGAGGCUGUGAGGUUACUGAAGAGUUGGGCCAACAACGACGCUCCUUUCUUCUUAGCUGUGGGCUUUCACAAACCCCACAUACCCUUCAGGAUACCACAGGAGUACUUGAGCCUGUAUCCCAUAGAGAACAUGACCCUGGCUCCUGAUCCCAACGUCCCAGAAUUCCUUCCUCCUGUUGCAUACAACCCAUGGACAGACAUCAGAGGGAGAGACGAUGUCCAGAAGUUAAACGUUAGCUUUCCUUAUGGACCAAUUCCUAAAGACUUCCAGCUGCGUAUUCGUCAGCACUACUUUGCUGCUGUGUCUUACAUGGAUGCUCAGGUUGGACGUCUGCUCAGUUCCUUAGAUGCACUUGGUCUGGCUGAUGACACGAUGGUGGUGUUCACCUCAGAUCAUGGUUGGUCAUUAGGUGAACACGGUGAAUGGGCUAAAUUCUCUAAUUUUAAUGUUGCCACACAAGUCCCUCUUAUGUUUUAUGUUCCUGGCAUUACAAUACCUCGUGAUCAGCUUGGAGAGUCCACUUUUCCCUUCAUCGACAUCUUAACCCAGCCAAAGUACAGUUUUAAGAAUGACAACGUGAGAAGAAAUGUGGUGGAGUUGGUGGAUGUUUUUCCCACAGUCGCUUCCAUGGCUGGCCUCAGAGCACCUGAGCAUUGUGCUGAUGUUUCCUUUCAGGAGGAGCUGUGCACAGAAGGAGCCAACCUGGCGCACACCUUCCGACGCAGGGAAAGAGGAAAGGAUGAGGAAGCAAUAGCUUACAGCCAGUAUCCUAGACCUGCUGAUACACCACAGGUGAACUCUGACGUUCCUGACCUUAAAGACAUAAAGGUCAUGGGUUACUCUCUACGCUCCUGGGAUUAUAGAUACACUCUCUGGCUGGGAUACAACCCAAAAACAUUUCAGGUGAACGUGACUGACGUCCAUGCUGGAGAGUUGUACAUGUUAGCAGACGACCCUGGAGAGGACAAGAACGUCUACAGUGACCUUGAACAAAGUGUGGUAAUAAAGAAACUGUCCACUCUGCCUCGUACUGUGACUCUGCAGAAGAGAAUGAAGCUGCAGCUCCUCUACCUCACAGCAGGGAUGAAAAUGAACCGGGGGAAGGCGUGAUGACGAGAAUAAACUACAACAGAUGGACAAACAGGGACAUGUACAAAGGGAAGAGGGAUGGGUAAAACUUUUUUUUUUAUCUAGAAAGGGAGAACGCCUUGGAUUUUUCUUUUAACGCACUGCAUACUUGAUUCUGUAAUCCCAGGGGGUCACCAUUGAUCUUCACAGCUCAGUUCAUGACUCACUGUCAAGCAGACCUGGAUUCAUAAAAAUAUAUAUAUAUAUGUAUGUUUUUGGUUUCAAGAUAUUUUUCCUUUGCAGGAGUUUCUUUAACACGGGUGUAAUUUUAAUUCUGAUGAAGAGAACCAUCCAUGUGGGAGCAGAAAGUCGUGACUGAAUCCUCUUACUCUACCACAACAGCUGCUCUCAUUGUGGGUAAUUACUGACUUGUGUUCAGUAAAUGUCUCUGAUUUUGAAUGGCAAUGGUUGAAGAAAGACCCUUUGCUCUUUGGGUGCGUUUUCCUGUUCUGCAAGGUUAUAGCAUUAAUGUAAAUAUGCCGAAUGACAAUCUAUAGCUAACUGUAUACAGUAGGCAAAUCGCUGAAGAUUAAUUUGAUCAAUAUGUACAUAAUUAAUAAUUCAAAUAAACAUUAAUUAGUAAACAUGUGGUCUUUGGAGAGACCCUCGUCAUCUCAGACUAGUUUCUCUCUGUUCUCAGUCUUUAUGCCAGGCGAUCACUAGAUUAAUUAUAUUUACUUUACACACACACCAUUCUCUAAUCUGACUUUCAACUGUCCUCAAAAUGUUAAACCGCUCUGAUCGACUGACCUCGCCACGUCCUCCAACACUGACAACACAUUUUACAAGCCUUUUACAAAUCAGUCUUUUCAUCGAAGAAACACCAUUAAACCAGAUAUUGAUUAAUAGUGACACCGUCUUCCCUUUUGGAACAAACGUAUCGAUCAGCCAGCUUCAGGUGUAGUCUCCACUUUCAAGUACAACAGCUAAAAAUGACUUGAAUUGUUUUGUACAGUAAUGUAAAACAAAAUUACAUUUCUAUUUGCACUUGAUGUCCCUCGCAGCCGUUUGCUGCUUCUCUUGUAAACAGUCGGUUCCGAUCAAUUUGUGGGCCUGAAAUGAAGUGAGUAAAAGCCAUCCCAUAAUAAUACAAUGCAAAUGAAACUGAGCAUUUUACUGCUGUUCCAAUGCGUGAACAUUUUGUGCUGCGGGUAAUUUAGAAGAAGGCAAUUUCGGCUUAGAUUUCAGGUUCAGCAAUGAAUCAAAGCGGUUUAGUUUGACGACUUUUACUGAAGGCUGCACUGUCCUCGUGUUAAUGGGAUACUGGUGAAUCAUGAGAUGUGUGGGUCUCCUGUGAAAUGUCAGGAUGUUGGAAAAGAACUGACUCAUUUGCCUUGUUUGUCAUCAGACAGUACAUAUGGUCAGAUACUGUAACUUGUACUCCCUCACAAUUUUUCCUGUGGUUUGCUUGUGUUGUCACAAAUGUACGUCUCGAUCAAUGGAUUUAAUCUGUAACAUGAUACAGAUUUACAGAUAUGGUCGGUGGAAAAAUCAUCUUACCCCCUUGAGUUUGGUUGUGUCGGAACAUCCUUAAACUUGAGCUACAUCUCUCCUAAAAUGUACAAAUAAUAGAAACCUUGAGCUUGGCAAGAACACAUUAUGUAUUCAUGUCAUGUCAUUCCAUUUCUUUGUGCAAACAAAUAAAAUAUUUUUGUAUUUUUUUGUUAUCA
Molecule: messenger RNA, 3480 nt
Organism: Solea solea (common sole)
Lineage: Eukaryota; Metazoa; Chordata; Actinopteri; Pleuronectiformes; Soleidae
Gene: ids
Product: iduronate 2-sulfatase
Exons: 13
Coding region: 101-1792 (563 amino acids)
Molecular function (GO): iduronate-2-sulfatase activity
Source: RefSeq, a predicted model, not a curated record